GACCACGUGGUGCUGUAUAGUACCAAUCUGAAGUUUGACGGAAGAUUAGAGGGGAACAACAUCAUCAACGUCGUCGGAUAGAAUCUACAGGUCUUCCCUUGAGGAUUAAAGUGAUUUGUAGCUGCCCGCACUCCCAUAUUUUUGUGAAUCACACUCGUCUAAAAUGCGUCAUAUUGCUGCUUAUCUUCUCCUCCAAAUCGGUGGCAAUGCCUCUCCCUCGGCUGGCGACGUCCAAAAGGUGUUGAGUGCUGUCGGGAUAGAGGCCGAUGAUGACAGGCUCGAAAAACUUAUCUCCGAGCUGGAGGAUAAGGACAUCAAUGCUUUGAUUGCUGAGGGUUCUGCUAAGCUGUCGUCCGUUCCUUCUGGUGGCGCCGUUGCCGCUGCUGCUCCGUCAGCCGGUGGUGCAGCACCUGCUGCUGCCGUCGAGGAGGAGAAGAAGGAAGAAAAGAAGGAGGAGAAGGAGGAAUCGGACGACGAUAUGGGCUUCGGUCUUUUCGACUAAGUACGUUACGAAAUGUUGUUCCUGUACGAAAACACGAGCAGAUGCACCGUAAUAAGCAAUUCUCUUGGAACGUUCGAAUCAGAAUAUAUUGCACAAUAAUAGGUUGUCCCGAACAGCCAAUGGCCGCCGGAAUUGUGGUCGGAAUUUUUACCAGAAAAUAUUGAAAUUCUGUUUUUAAGUAA
Messenger RNA from Suillus discolor, 684 nucleotides. RefSeq names its product ribosomal protein 60S. Gene Ontology annotation, cellular component: cytosolic large ribosomal subunit; ribosome. The transcript has 6 exons. Gene Ontology annotation, molecular function: structural constituent of ribosome. Bases 164 to 502 code for a protein of 112 amino acids. Gene Ontology annotation, biological process: cytoplasmic translational elongation. The record is from RefSeq and is a predicted model, not a curated record. Lineage: Eukaryota; Fungi; Basidiomycota; Agaricomycetes; Boletales; Suillaceae.